CUUAGAGAGGGAAGAGCAGGAACCAUAAAUGAGUGCUGUCCUCAACCAAGGUGCUGGAGACCGCCCACUGGCAUUCUGCUACCAGGUGAAUGGGUCUUGCCCCAGGACUGUCCAUCCUCUGGGUCUCCAGCUGACCAUCUACCUGGCCUGUGCAGCAGGCAUAAUUGUUACAGUCCUAGGAAAUUUGUUUGUGGUGUUCACUGUGUCCUACUUCAAAGCACUUCACACUCCCACCAACCUCUUGCUGCUUUCUCUGGCCCUGGCUGACAUGCUGCUGGGUCUGCUGGUCCUGCCGCUCAGCACCGUUCGCUCGGUAGAGAGCUGCUGGUUCUUUGGAGACUCCCUCUGCCGCCUGCACACCUACUUGGACACCCUCUUCUGCCUCACCUCCAUCUUUCACCUCUGUUUCAUUUCCAUUGACCGCCACUGUGCCAUCUGUGAGCCUCUGCUCUACCCCUCCAAGUUCACGGUGAGGGUGGCUCUCAGGUACAUCGUGGCAGGGUGGGGGAUGCCAGCAGCUUACACGGCCUUCUUUGUCUACACAGAUGUAGUUGAGAGAGGGCUCAGCCAGUGGCUGGAAGAGAUGCCUUGUGUGGGCAGUUGCCAGCUGCUGUUUAAUAAGUUCUGGGGUUGGUUGAACUUCCCUAUGUUUUUUUUCCCCUGCCUCCUCAUGAUCAGCUUGUAUGUAAAGAUCUUCCUGGUUGCUGCCAGGCAGGCCCAGCAGAUCAACACCUUCAACAAAAGCUUGGGGGGUGCUUCCAAGCGUGAAAGAAAAGCUGCCAAGACCCUGGGCAUUGCAGUGGGCAUAUACCUCUUGUGCUGGCUUCCCUUCACCAUCGACACACUGGUGGACAGCCUCCUCAACUUCAUCACUCCACCUCUGGUCUUUGACAUCCUAAUCUGGUUUGCUUACUUCAACUCAGCCUGCAACCCUAUCAUCUAUGUCUUCUCCUACCGGUGGUUCAGGAAGGCUCUGAAACUCAUCUUCAGUCCAGAGAUCUUCUCACCUCGGACACCCACUAUUGAUUUGUACCAAGAAUGAUGACUCCUUUAACUGGCUUUAGGUGAACGGGAAGCCUUUGCAGGAAAGCUAAGUGGUGCUGUGGCAGUGGGUGGUGUGGUGUCAUGAGUUCAUGGGCAUGCUUCCAGGCAGCCUGGUUUAAGUGGAGGGGGAAAAUCAGCUUCUUAAAUAGGAAAGAGAUAUAGCACUCCGUUCAUUCAAUGUUUCUAUAGCAGAAUGUACGAAGGAGAGAGGGAAGUCAUCUAAGCAUUUAUUGGGUAAGCUAAAACUUUAUGAAAAUAUUUGGGCCUUCAUUCAUUGUCCCCUUGAGACAGCUAAGACAUGAAAGUGGAGGAGGAAGAGCACAGAAGUCAGGAUAUCUGAGUUCUCGUCCUGGUUUUACCACCCGGCAGGGCCCCGUGGGACUACCUCAGCAGUCUUUGACUUCCUCCCCCAUCACCUAGUUUCCUCCUUUUCAAAAUGAGGGGUUUGUACUCUAUGUUUUCUAAGGUGUCCUUAAGCUCAAGUAGCAUGUAAUCUAACUAUGGGAAGCAUUGCCUGAAUCCUAAUUUCACCUCACUUUUCAUAGUUGUAGUUAGGGGUUUGGAAC
This is a messenger RNA of Phyllostomus discolor (pale spear-nosed bat), 1610 nucleotides long. RefSeq names its product trace amine-associated receptor 5. The record is from RefSeq and is a predicted model, not a curated record. Gene Ontology annotation, cellular component: membrane. Gene Ontology annotation, molecular function: trace-amine receptor activity. The transcript has a single exon. Bases 29 to 1042 code for a protein of 337 amino acids. Gene Ontology annotation, biological process: cell surface receptor signaling pathway; G protein-coupled receptor signaling pathway. Lineage: Eukaryota; Metazoa; Chordata; Mammalia; Chiroptera; Phyllostomidae.